GCUAGUGACCAUAGCUGACAGGGUUCUACCCUGUGGUCCUUAGAGAGUCUGUCAGUGCGUUUGCGGGUUGGUCUAAGUGGUGAGGAGUGGGACAUUGUCGUGCACCUAUCACCAUGGACGAUUACCUGAUGUAUAGUUUACUCGUUGGGUUCUCCCUUUGGGGGAGCCUCUGGCGUCUUCUCUUUCCCCUGGGGUUUUGGCACACGUUCACGUGUAGAGUGGAUACCAGGGGUGGUGCCGCCACCAAGCCCUAUACGAAGGAAGAGGAGGAGAAAAUGGCCGCCAUUCUGAAGGAAAGGAAAGAAAAGAAAGAGGCCAAGAAGAAGGCCUUGAUGGAGGAGGAGGCGAAAUUGAAAGAGGUAGAAGAAGAGGAGGAAGAUGAUCAACCACUGGAAAGGAGGAGAUGGCAACGGGGGCAGGCCAGUGAAGUUAAGCAGGAUGAAAUGAAGAAGAAAAUUUCGGAAUGGGUUGCCAACUUGUCCCUGGGAGAAGAAGAGGAGGUUGCAAUGUAUAUCCCCAAGGAUGAGCAAGAAGUCGUCGUUAAAGCGUGGGAUGCAAAGGAAGACCCCCUAACGCGGCAGGCGAUGGAGGAUGAGAAGAAGAUGGAGUGGAGGCUAAGGAUGAUGAGGGAAAAGAAAAUAAGAGUAGAGGCGGCAAGUGAGGCGGCCAAAGAAUUGGAGCAAGUCAAGAACCUGAGAGAGCAGAUGACCGCCCAGGUGGAUCUCCAACGAAAGGUGGAGAUCAUUGCCCAGAGUGUUGAGCGCUUAGCCCGGGUACAGGGAGAACAAUAUGAGUUCAGUAGAAGUCAGGAUAUGGUCGUGUGCUCGAUGCGAAUGGGAUUUCGGGACUUUGCCCACGAACUGGUAGGCGCAGUAGGGGCCGAGGUGAACCAUCGCCUCGAGAAGACUGAACGAUUUUGCGUGGGCGCCAUUGAAGGCGUCAAGCUGACAGCCCCUAAAGAGGAAGAGGCACGUCCUCGUAGGGAGGCUGUCAAAGUCAAGCUCCCCGAUUCCUACAAUGGAAAGAGGGAAGAGAAUUUUGAUAAUUGGGAGGCCAACGUCAAGACGUAUGUGCAUUUGCAACAGGUCUCCCCGGAUCAGCACGUUUUGAUUGUUAUCCAUGCGCUUAGAGAUGAGGCUGCCAGUUUUGCAAGGUCCCUAGUCCGCUCUGCCAACUGCAACGACGAUGCACUUGCCUACUCUUCAUUCACCCCCCUCAUAGAUUUCAUGAAGUUGUUGCGCGAGCGAUUUGCUGAUGUCGCCCGCAAUGUCAAAGCCUCUGAUAAGCUCCAGACCAUCCAUUCUCGCCAAUGGAAGAGUGCUAGAGCUCUCAAGGGUGUUAUGGACGAGUGGGUGGCUGUCCCUGACCAUGGGGUCACAGAGACCCAGUUGGUCAACCUCUUCUACAGGGCUAUGCCCGAAUCUCUGAGAGGCCACUUCUUUGCGAAGAGUCAAGAUCCUGCUAUGACGUAUGACGCACUCACCAGGGAAGUGGUAGCCUUUGAAGCAAAGUCCGCGUCAGUAUCCACUUUCUGGCACAAGGACCUGGAUAAAGGUAAAAUGUGGAAGGGCCACACUAUUUCAGGGCAAGUAAAGACCAAGGAUAGCCUCGUUUUUACCUUGGAUGAGGGUAGUGUGGAUGAAAUCCCCUACGAACAGAUCGAAUGGGGAUUAGAGGAUGAGGACAGUGGGCGAUGCAUGAAUGACCUGUUUAGGCCUUGGUUAGAUAGAUUUGUUGUAGUGUAUUUGGAUGACAUCCUAGUGUUUAGUAAGACCCUCAAAGAGCAUCAAGGUCAUCUCCGGCAGGUCUUGGAGAAGCUGAGGGAAGCUAACUUCAAGAUCAACGCAAAGAAGUGUGAAUGGGCGAAGACCCAAGUGUUGUAUCUAGGCCACCUCUUAGACGGAGACGACAUCAAGCCCGAGGAUAGUAAGAUCGCAUCGAUCAGAGAUUGGCCUACACCGCGUACAUUGACAGAGUUGCGGUCGUUCUUAGGCCUAUCAAACUACUAUAGGAAGUUCGUAAGGAACUUCUCCACUAUCGCUACGCCACUUCGCAGACUGCUCAGGAAAGAGACCAUCUGGAAGUGGGACAAGGAAUGCACGUCUGGCAUGAAGAAGUUAAAGCAGGCGCUGAUAGAGUACCCAGUCCUUAAAGUAGCCGAUCCGUCUUUACCUUUCGUCGUCACAACUGACGCGAUCCAGUACAGUAUAGGUGCUAUGCUACAGCAAGACGAUGGUAAUGGGUAUAGGCCCGUAGAGUUCAUGUCUGCUAGAAUGCCUUCAGAGAAGGUCGCGACAUCUACCUAUGAGAGAGAACUCUACGCUCUCAGGCAAGCAUUAGAGCACUGGAAACACUACUUGCUUGGGAGGCACUUCAAAGUGUACUCAGACCACGAAACAUUAAGGUGGUUGAAGACUCAGGCCAAGAUGAAACCUAAGCUGACUAGGUGGGCCGCAAAGUUAGGCCAAUAUGAUUUUGAGCUCAAGCCAGUCAAAGGGAAGUAUAAUGUAGUUGCGGACGCCCUGAGUAGGAGAGUUGACUACUUUGGAGCGAUAGUCUGUGCAGCGGUAGAGGUUCGAUCUGUAGAUCUGUCAAGUAGGAGUCCCAGCUCUGUAGAAGUCCUAGCUACAGGCGCGGUUCCCACCAGCUUCACAAAUCGCCUAGGCAGGGACUUCAUUGCGUACACUGACUGGUUCACUCUGAUGAAGGUCAUAGUCAGUCUCGAGGCGAUAGACCUCGUCUCCACAGAAGGCAGCAAAAAGCCCAUGGGCGGCAGGCAGUUCAAAGGCAGCGGCCGUUUUGCUCUGCAUGACCUGCUGGAGGCUGAAGAGGAGGCCGAUGCAGAUGACCCCACUCUUGGUGACGACCAAGAACGGGAUACUGGCUAUCUCCGCGUGGGCAAGAUGGAGAUCCCACUGCUGGUCGUCACGAACAAUCUUUCAGAGAAUAUCUUCGAGAGUCAUGUUCGUGACCUCGGUCUGACCAUCAGUCUGGGGAUGGUAAGACAAGAAGAAGCGGAGCUGGAUGCCGUAAACCUCAUGGAGUCGUCGUCGGAAUUGGCUGGUAAAGCGCGGGUCACGCGGACCGACGAGAUAGGCCUAUGUUUUCUACGAGCCCCUGCGACGACCGAAUCUUCACCUACGGACUUGUCUUCGGAUCCCCGAGUGGUGCGGCUGCUCAACGAGUUCACCGACAUCUUCGAGUCUCCUACCGGUGUGGUGCCGGAUCGGUCGAUCUCCCACGAGAUCAUUCUUGAGGCCGGUGCCAUGCCGCCGAAAGGAUGCAUCUAUCGCAUGAGCGAGGAAGAGCUUGAGGUUCUCCGCGCUCAACUCGACGAUCUUUUGGACAAGGGCUGGAUCCGCCCUAGCAGCUCACCAUAUGGUGCGCCAGUUCUCUUCGUACGGAAGAAGAACAAGGAUCUUCGCUUGUUCAUCGACUACCGCAAGCUCAACGCACAAACCGUCAAGAAUGCGGGACCGCUUCCGCCGAUUGACGACCUUCUCGAGCGUUUGGGUGCCGCAAAAUUUUUCUCAAAGUUGGACUUGAAGUCGAGCUACCAUCAAAUCUCGAUACGCCCGCAAGAUUGCUACAAAUUCCCGUUCAAGACACGGUACGAGCAUUUUGAAUGGAUCGUUAUGCCUUUUGGCCUCACCAAUGCCCCGACGACCUUUCAAGCGGCAAUGACCAAUGAGUUCUGUGCGAUGCUGGACCGGUUUGUACUAGUCUACUUAGACGACAUCCUCGUCUGUAGCCGGACAUUGCAGGAUCAUCUUGAGCACCUUCGACGAGUGUUGGAGACGCUCCGCCGCGCCAAGUACAAAGCCAACCGCAACAAGGGCGAAUUUGUCCGGCAAGAGCUGGAAUACGUGGGCCAUUUUGUCACACCGGAGGGCAUCAGCCUGUUGUCGGACAAGAUUCAAGCCAUCCAAGAGUAACAGUCAUCUAAUUUGCACUUGGCGUAUUCUUUGUUGUUCGUAGUGGUGGGCGCAGAUGGUCAAGCGUCCGCUCAACAUAACUCCGUGGUCGAGACACAUGGUCGGAGAGCAGGUGCGGGAUCAUCACGCUCCGAUGUGCCGAUGCAUAUCGAUGAAGCAAAUAAUUUUGAUGUUUCGUACGAUCAUUACCUCUAUGAUGAUGAUUCUAAAAUGUAUAAGUACGUCCAAGAUUGUGAACAGUACGAGUAUACCAUGGCAAGGGAGAUGCAUGAUAUGGAACAACGUCGCCAUCAAUCGAAUGUUGUGGUGCGGUAUGGUGUGGUGGGUAAGGUUCCAAAUGAUCAUACCUGGAGGGAAGUAUUUGGUAGGUUCAUUACGGACAACCAAGGACUUCGUUGGACUCAGGAUGAGUUGUUGGAUAUAUUGAAGAAGAAGGAGGUGGAACUGGAUGCAAUUAAGAGUGCGUUGGCUAACAUUGAGCUCAACGCAAAGUCGGUCAUCGAAAAAUUCCUUCAAGAGGAACGAAACGAUGAGGUGAGAGAUUCCUUUGUGCCCGAUACUGUGCAUGUCAAAGAGGAGCCAAAAGUUAAUAUGGACAUGGAGAUGCAGAUUCAUUCUUGGAUGAGGUCGAAGAUUCGAGAUGAUUUAAUUGAUGAGAUUGUUAAGUAUAGCACCCAAGUUCAUCCCCACCUGCUGGAAAAGUGUGAUGGUUUGCGUCGGCGACUUGAAAAGGCGGAAUGUGCAGUGAGGAGAUUGUUGUCUUGUCGUGGCCUGGCGUGGGAAGAUCCAUCUUCUCGGAAUGCAGUCUUCGAUUUUCGAUCGACUGAAAGUUUUGAGGCUCUUCCGAAAAGCGAUCUGAUUGCGAUAUUAUAUUCACUUCGAACUGUUGGUUCUGAGCUGGCUCACAGAAAUGCAAUGUUGGAGGUGCAAAAUGCCAUGCAGUUUCCUGUGAGUGACAAUCAGAUGAGGGCAACGAUGGUCAAUCUUGGCCAAUUGUAUAAGGAGGCACGCGAAGAGUUGAUGGAUGUCGUGUUUGUGGACAAAUUCGGUGACCGCUGGGAUUACCAAUCCAGGUUUUAUUGGGCUCAACGUCACAAUGAGCAGGUGUACCAACUUAGGAAAUUGCUUGGUGACGUCGUGCUAGCUCAUUCACCAAAACAAUUUAUGGAGGAGUUAAGCAAUGUCAAGAAGGAGUUGAAUAUUCUUGCGAGCAUGAAUAAAGAACAUAAAAGAAGACUCAAUGAGACUGUGAUUGUAUUGAUGGAAUCUUUGAAUCGCCAAUGUCCUAGAUGUCGUCGAACAUAUUGGGCACGAUUGGACUUUACAAAGAUAAAUGAACUUUCGGUUGUUAAACCAAAAUGUGAUGGGAAAACAAACAUUUAUCCCGAUGAACAUAGUCAGGUCAAUGAGGACGAUGAAUUUACGAUGGAAGAAAGGAGGAAGUGACUUCGCGAAUUGGCAGAGGGAAAUAAAUAGGGCGGUAUUUCAUGAUUGUUGAAUUCACCAUUAAGAGAAAUAAAAGUAACAACAGUGA
Molecule: messenger RNA, 5469 nt
Organism: Chara braunii
Lineage: Eukaryota; Viridiplantae; Streptophyta; Charophyceae; Charales; Characeae
Source: the annotation of a GenBank genome assembly